Molecule: messenger RNA, 934 nt
Organism: Tribolium madens (black flour beetle)
Lineage: Eukaryota; Metazoa; Arthropoda; Insecta; Coleoptera; Tenebrionidae
Product: brachyurin-like
Exons: 6
Coding region: 90-881 (263 amino acids)
Biological process (GO): proteolysis
Molecular function (GO): serine-type endopeptidase activity
Source: RefSeq, a predicted model, not a curated record
AUGAAUAGAAAAGAUAACCAUAGGUACUUACGUUUAAAAUACUACAUAACUAAGUUAACAAGUCAAUUCAAACUUUCAAAUAAAACAAAAUGAAACUUUUAUGGUCAUUGAUAUGUCUCUCAGGUUGCAUAAAACAAGCAUUAGCAAUUAGCGAAAAUUCAGAUAUUCGUAUAAUUGGGGGUAAUCAAGCACGAGCGGGUCAAUUUCCGUUUGCAGCUGCGAUAUUUACGAAAACUUUCAACAGUGUGGUGUUUUGUGAAGGAGUUCUUUUAAGCACGCGUUGGAUUCUAACAGCGGGACAUUGUGUGGAAAAUGGCACUGAAUUUAGUAUUGCUCUUGGGUCAAACUCCCUCUAUGACGAUGACCCAAACAGGAUAAAUGUCAGUACUACAAAUUAUUUUCUACAUCCUGAAUUCAACAGAACUAGUUUAGAUAAUAACAUCGCUUUGAUAAAGCUUCGUCAAAAUAUUAAGUUUAAUGAUUAUAUCGGGAAGAUUUAUUUACCUGUGAUGGUAUAUGGUUCAAAUGUGAGUGUCACUGCAAUUGGUUGGGGCCAAGUUAGUGACUACGAACCUGCUCCUGUUGGUCACUUGAAUUAUGUCAAUUUAGUUACCAUAUCUAACGAUUUAUGUAGAAUUUCUUUUGGUCAACACGUAACGGAAAAUGUGAUUUGCGUUUAUGGGGUUUAUAAUGAGGGUCCAUGCACGGGUGAUAGUGGAAGUCCACUAAUCUACUAUUUAAAUGGUCGGCAUCCAAUUGUUGUGGGAGUCUUUAGUUUCAUUAGCAGUCGAGGAUGUGAAAGUUUGGAUCCUUCAGGAUAUAUGAGAGUGUUUCCUUAUCUUAACUGGAUUUACAAUAUCACCGGGAAUUUAGACGAAUGAUGUGUAUUAUUGUAACGUGUACUGAAAAAUAAAUUAUAAAUGAUUAACCUACA